Molecule: messenger RNA, 4219 nt
Organism: Osmia lignaria (orchard mason bee)
Lineage: Eukaryota; Metazoa; Arthropoda; Insecta; Hymenoptera; Megachilidae
Product: LIM/homeobox protein Lhx9-like
Biological process (GO): regulation of transcription by RNA polymerase II; neuron differentiation
Cellular component (GO): nucleus
Molecular function (GO): DNA-binding transcription factor activity, RNA polymerase II-specific; RNA polymerase II transcription regulatory region sequence-specific DNA binding
Source: RefSeq, a predicted model, not a curated record
GCUGUGCCGGUUCCCUCACUCCGCAUCGCGGCUUCGGCUCGGCAGACGGGCCUGUAUUUACUGUGGCGCACCGUGGUCGCGCGUACCUCGUUUUCUAGCGUCGGGUCGGAUCGGGUCUCGUCGAGUUCUCCGUCACACGGGGCACAUGCGCCAUGAAACGGGCCUGAUGCGCGUCCGGUCGUUCUUUACGAAGCGGUACGAACUGAGAUCGAUCCUCGUGUUCUGUCGCUACUCCAAGGACAGACACCUCAACAGUGCUAUUUGAGUGCAGGUGCGCGGACUAGCCGGGUGUUGCUUGUUCCGAUCGUCCGACUACCUUAGAGUGCAUGGUGAUAGCAGUUCCAACCGGCUCCGACGAUGGGACCAGGAAUUUCGCGACUGGAUUCUGUAUCCCGGACUGUGCCCGAUCCAUUUCGAUGAACCCUGUCCGUUCUGUCAGUGAUUGUGCAGUGAGGGGUGUACUUUGUUUCGGAGCAGCGUGACAUUGACAGGGGUUUCGGUACCGUUCCACGCAGGGAGGAAGUAACUUGGAGCCUUUGGAGUGGCUGUUUCUUUUUUUUUUUUUCUUUUAGCGUAAUGUGCCCGCGAGGGCGCCGGUCACCCUGGUGCCGGACAACGAUCGCUAUUACCGGUAUCCUCGCGACAGAGUAGACCGAGGGAAAAAAGGUAGACGGGAAAGGGAGUUGCUAGUGACGUUGUUGAGUGCGGAAAAGUUGUCGGGUCGAGGAGACUGCGAGAGAGGGUCGAGCGAGCCGCUUAGUGGUGGAGCAGGAAGAAGAGGAGGCAGAAGAAGAGAACCUGCGCAGCGGACGCCAUCUCCGCGUUAUCGGCAAGCGGAUCCCCCGGGACUCCCCCCCAAGCAGCUUCGGCGUCGCGCACCCUCGGCGGGAACUACCCCGCGACAGCAGCCACCCUGAUGGGAGUGUAUGAGGAGCGCGCCCCUCCUACUACCGGCAUGCACUGGUCGAUUGAAUGUUUGUUCCAGCAGCCGGCCAGCUCGCAGGAUCGUGGCAGCGGCUUGGCUGUGGGGCGUCAAGGGGGGCCCGGCAGCGCGGGGGGGCCCGGAGCAGUGGACCAGGCGAGGGACCUAAGUCCCUGCCUCCCCGCGUCUAUGGGUGACGCUGCACGACCCACCACCUUACCGUGUAGUCCUCCUGCCGCCCACCAUCACGGGCCCCAUCAUACGCCCCUGCACCAGACCCACUGUGGCACUAACAACAACUGCUACGACGGACCCACCACCCCCUACGACUCCAGGGACUACGAUUCUCCUGGAGGUGGACAUGAGUACAGGAACAACAACAACAACAACAGCAAUUUCGAGAACCCAAGCGACCUGAGCAUGCCGCCGCAAACGACCCACCAUCACCAUCACCAUCAUCACCAUCAUCACUCCCACCUGCAUCCGCAGACUCAUUCGCAAGAACAACAAACCACGGAACACUUGCACGCCAUUCCUAAACUGGAACCACCACCCACCCCUCCGGCACAGUCCGAGGAUGUUCCUGGAGUGGUGUGCGCCGGAUGUGGCCUCCGGAUAUCCGACAGGUUUUACCUGCAAGCUGUGGACAGGAGGUGGCAUGCGGCGUGUCUUCAGUGCUCCCACUGUCGUCAGGGUUUAGACGGUGAAGUGACUUGCUUCAGCAGGGACGGAAAUAUUUACUGCAAGAAGGACUACUAUCGAAUGUUCGGCAGCAUGAAACGAUGUGCCCGAUGUCAAGCGGCGAUCUUAGCCUCCGAGCUGGUGAUGCGAGCCAGAGACCUGGUCUUCCAUGUCCGUUGCUUCUCCUGCGCGGCCUGUGCCGUUCCGUUGACCAAAGGCGACCAUUUUGGCAUGAGGGACGGCGCGGUGCUCUGUCGAUUGCACUACGAAAUGGGCGCGGAGUUACAUCCAUCCCAAAGUCCACCUGUUCCGGUUUAUCCGCCAGGUCCCCAUUAUCCUGGUCAACCGUUUCCCUCGCCGGAAUUCCUUCAUCAUCAUCAUCAUCACCCCACGCAUCCCCCUCAUCCCCAUCACUCGAUGCAUCCGCAACAUCCUCACAGUCACGUGAGCCCCGUACCGCUUCAACCGUCGACGCCGUCGGUACCCGACGCCGGUUCACCCCCCAAAGUACCGUACUUCAAUGGCGCCGCAGUCGUGCCGCCGCCCAGACAAAAGGGCAGGCCUAGAAAGAGGAAGCCUAAGGACCUGGAGGCUAUGACCGCGAAUAUAGAUUUGAACGCGGACUACAUAGAUAUGCCGUUUGGUAGAGGGGGGCCAGCGACUCCCGGCAUACCUGGAUCCAACAGCAGAACAAAACGAAUGAGAACGAGUUUCAAACAUCACCAGUUAAGGACGAUGAAGAGUUACUUCGCGAUCAAUCACAAUCCGGACGCGAAGGAUCUGAAGCAACUUUCCCAGAAAACUGGCUUGCCAAAAAGGGUGCUACAGGUCUGGUUCCAGAACGCCCGCGCAAAAUGGCGGCGCAUGGUGUUGAAGCAGGAGGGGAAAUCGGACAAGUGCGACGGCAGCGUGGACGGCGGUUCCCUUGGCGACCUUGAGCUUUAUGGGAACAGCACCGGAAGCGGUGGUCCACCGAUGAGCCCUCCAUUCAUGUUGGGCGGACCGCACAGUCCUGCAUCCUUGGCGUCCUUGGACUGCGCGUGAUCCCUGAACUUCCGUUUCCGGGCCAGAACGAUCGAGUGAAUUCGCUGAGAGACACGCCGCGAAAACGGGAACCGCGACACGAUGAACUGUUCGAAUCCGGUGAAUCCGCGUUUCAACGUUCCUCUCGAAAAAGGUGGGUCGCGUAGCUGUGAUUAAUUUCAAAUCGCAGAAGUAGCGUCGUCGCGAACAGCGACGAAACGUUUUCUUCGCGAGCCUUCGGUUGUUUCACGACGAGAGCCUCGGUUCCUGAAGUGAGGCCUUUCAUCGUCGGCAAAGCUCGUCGACCGCGUCGGGUUUCGUCGCGACAAGCACCCAGUGCUAAACGAUCAAAGGUGAAAAGUGUUCUUCGUAUCGAUCGCGGCGAAGAGUGGAUGUACCAUAACGGAUGAUUAGUUGAAAGAAUAGGAAUCGUUGUAUUUAUUGUAAGCGACACACGAUGAAGACGGUACUUUGAUGAUACAUCAACCACACACGUACACGUACACGUACACACACACACACAGGAACGAGAGAAGAUGACAGGGUGCUCCGAUGUCGCCCAUCACGAAUGCGUUUGUAAUUAGUUGUCGAUGUCUAUUUAUUGGUUAUAAGCGUUCUGAGGUAAGCCUAGCUAAGGGUUACAAACUUUACCAGUGCUGUGUGAAAAUCCAACGUUUCAGGUCGAUUGGGCCGAGGGGAAUAUAAAUCCUUAUCAUCGUGGAUGCAACUUAAGUUUCUCUUAGUUAAAAACAAGCGUAGAGGAAGAAGUGUUCCGUCACUCGACUCGUUUAUCCAUGCUUUUUAUUUGUAAAAACAUGAAGUUCCAAGAGCUCAGACAAACGAUGGGCUCCUGCCUCUACGCUCACCCUUAAUCAGGAGAAGCCUACGUUAUAGCCGAAUGAAAUAACACGCGGAUGAUUAUUGUCGUCGGACGAAUUGGAUGACGAAAAAUCGUAUCGAGAGUCUCGACACGAUUCGAUUAAUUUGAUUGCCAGCGUGUCUCAACGAGCUGGUGGUACGUGCGUGUUCGAGUGUCGCGUUCGUCAACGAAGAGUCAUUGAAAUCGUUAAUGAAAAAAGUGGAUACUUUAACGGUGUUUCGUAUCGCGCGAAACGUUGGGUUUUAACGUCGAGUUAAAUAUAUGAAUAUAAAUAUAUAAAUAAAUAAAUAUAUAUAUAUAUAUUAUUUAUAAAUAAAUUCGGGCGCGUCGAUCGCGAAAAGGACGUGUAAUUAUUAUUAAUUAUUGCUCAAUGAAAGAAACGAGAAAUCGGAUUGAAGAGGAUAGAAGAUGACAAGUGAUAGGCUCGAAUCGCGCCCGAAAGCGAAUCCUUGACGUAAUUUCACGUACUUGUUUGUAAAUAAAGGACGUUCCUCGAGUUUCUUAAGGCACCGCUAUAGGUUGUAGGGAUUCUAAUUGCAUUCGGUAGCGGUUCUGUUAGGCAAGGUAAUAAUGAUGAUGAUGAUGACGACGAUUAUUAUUAUUAUUAUCACUCCUAUUAUCGAUAUCCUUGUAACGAACGGAACGGAUUGUCUAAUUUUACAAGAUGAUUUUUUCAUUGAAUAUAUUUUGACAAUAUACACGCUGCCUCUGUC